AUGGCCUUGGUCCAAAACCUAGCAUCACAGGUGCCCAACAUCAAGUUUCGACAUCUAUGCAGAAAAGACCUCAGGCAUGCUGGUGCCUUAGCAUACAUAUUAUCUAUGCUAAAGGAUGAAAGUGUCAAAGAAAUCAAAGUAACAAGGGUAUACGAACCUUCGAUCACUCCACAUCAAAUCUUCGCUACCAAUCAUGAAGACGAUGUAGGAGAGGAUAUUGCUAACGAUGACAUAGGGGAAGAUAUCGCCGAGGAUUUUAUCGAAGAUGGAAUUUUAACAACAGCAAACGAGGACGAAGAUUUCAGCAACAAGGAGGACUGGAGAACCGGAGUUUAUCUUUUUCUUAAAGAAGGAACGCUGCCCGAGGAUUUGAAGCAAGCCCGAAAAGUACAAUCAAAAGCAGGGAGAUACGACCUUCUUGACGGAAUUUUAUACACGAAAUAUUUCCUCGGACCACUAUUGCGUUGCUUAUCAAGGGGGGAAGGACAUCGCGUGUUAAAGGACAUUCAUUAUGGAGACGCAGGUAACCACAACGGGAUGAGAUCAUUGGCGGACAAAGCAAAAAUGCAGGGAUAUUAA
This is a messenger RNA of Papaver somniferum (opium poppy), 579 nucleotides long. RefSeq lists its product as uncharacterized. NCBI's taxonomy places the organism in Eukaryota, Viridiplantae, Streptophyta, Magnoliopsida, Ranunculales, Papaveraceae. The coding region runs from base 1 to 579 and encodes 192 amino acids. The transcript has a single exon. The record is from RefSeq and is a predicted model, not a curated record.